Molecule: messenger RNA, 603 nt
Organism: Metarhizium album ARSEF 1941
Lineage: Eukaryota; Fungi; Ascomycota; Sordariomycetes; Hypocreales; Clavicipitaceae
Product: Rho2 GTPase
Exons: 5
Coding region: 1-603 (200 amino acids)
Biological process (GO): small GTPase-mediated signal transduction
Molecular function (GO): GTPase activity; GTP binding
Source: RefSeq, a predicted model, not a curated record
AUGGCUAGCUCAAAUUCUCAAAACGUCAUCCGCAGAAAACUGGUCAUUAUUGGCGACGGUGCCUGUGGUAAAACUAGCUUGCUCAGUGUGUUCACACUUGGGUACUUUCCUCAGCGAUAUAUUCCGACAGUCUUUGAAAACUACGUAACCGAUUGCAGAGUCGACGGUAAAUCCGUGCAAUUGGCGUUAUGGGACACAGCAGGUCAAGAAGACUACGAGAGGCUACGGCCGCUGGCAUACUCAAAAGCCCAUGUCAUUUUGGUCGGUUUCUCAGUUGACACCCCGGAUUCACUGGAAAACGUAAAAAACAAGUGGAUCGAGGAAGCGACACGGCUAUGCGCUGGCGUUCCCAUCAUUCUAGUUGGAUUAAAAAAGGAUCUGCGAGCCGAUCCUGUGGCAAUUGAGGAAAUGCGCAAAAAGUCCCAGCGAUUCCUCACGCCCCACGACGGAGAAAUGGCUGCUCGGGAGGUCGGCGCAAAACGAUAUCUGGAGUGUUCCAGCCUGAGCGGCGAGGGGGUCGACGACGUUUUCGAGGCCGCAACACGAGCCGCCCUGCUGACAUUUGAAAAGGGCGAAGGAGGUGGUUGCUGCGUCGUUCUGUGA